UGCAUCUGGUGCAAGUGUUGUUGCCAUUGACAACAAAAUAGAACAGGCAAUGGAUCUAGUGAAAAGCCAUUUGAUGUAUGCAGUCAGAGAAGAAGUGGAGGUCCUGAAGGAACAAAUAAAAGAAUUGGUAGAAAGAAACUCUUUACUUGAACGAGAGAACGCACUGUUAAAAUCUCUCUCCAACAGCGAUCAGCUGUCCCAGCUCUCCACCCCUCAGCCCGCCCCCAGCAGCUCUUCGCAGGCGCAGGCAGGGACGGCGCAGCCCCCGCAGCAGCCGAACGUCUCCUCCGUGUGA
This is a messenger RNA of Mesitornis unicolor (brown roatelo), 295 nucleotides long. RefSeq names its product TSC22 domain family protein 2-like. Gene Ontology annotation, biological process: regulation of transcription by RNA polymerase II. The record is from RefSeq and is a predicted model, not a curated record. NCBI's taxonomy places the organism in Eukaryota, Metazoa, Chordata, Aves, Mesitornithiformes, Mesitornithidae. The transcript is spliced from 2 exons. The annotation marks the transcript as partial.